AUGAAAUAUAAUAACUUCUUCUUCGUAGUGCUAACAAUUGCAUUAUUCAAUCUUGUAAAUACUCUAAUAAGAAAUGGAAACAAUAAUACGCAAGCUUUAAUUCCUGAUAAGAAUAACAGUAAAAAUGACAACCAAAAUAGCAUGUCCAAUAAUAAUAACAAUAAUGAGAACACAUGUGAGAUCCAAAAUAUGGCAGAAGAAAUGAUGGAGAAAUUAUUAAAUGAAAAAGAUGUAUUUUCCUCCAUAAUGGAAGCUCUACAAAGUAAAUUAAGUGAUGACUCUCUUUGCACACAAACAAAAUAUACAAACAUUUGUAUAAAUGAAAAGGAUAAAGUCCCUUUAAGCUUCCCAUGCACUAGCCAGAAAUAUGAGCAUUUAAUUCACCAAUUUACAUAUAAAAAAUUAUGCCAUUCUAAAAUAGCUUUUAGUAAUAUAUUGCUCAAAUCAUUCAUCGAUAAAAAUAACGAAGAAAAUACAUUUAAUAACAUCAUCAAAAAUUAUAAUGUUUUAUUAAGUUGUAUUGAUAAUGAUUUAAAAGAUAUUUACACCUCCUCUAUUAAGCUGUUUUCUGAUUUAAGAUCUUCUAUUGUGGAUGUAACCGAAAAAUUGUGGUCUAAAAAUAUUACUGAUGUUUUAAAAAAAAGAGAACAUUUAAUUGCAGGUAUUUUUUGUGGAUUGCGAAACGGAAGUAAAUCAAACCUGGUGUCCAAUAGUUUAUCAUAUGAAAAUUUGGGGAUUUUAAAAAUUAAUAGUGAAGAAUUGAUAAAUGAAGCCUUUUAUGCCUUCUCUGAAUACUAUUAUAAUUUUCCAUUAUUUACGAUGCAAUUAUUAGAAAGGGGAGGGUUGGUAGAAAGAUUAGUAGCUAUACAUGAAAAGUUAACCAAUUAUAGAACUAGAAACAUAUUGAAUAAAAUAAAUGAGCGGUCAAAAAAUGAAGUAUUAAAUAAUGAGGAUGUUCUUCACAAUUUAAGUAAUUAUAAGCACCACAGCCAAAAAACUAAUGGCUCUUUUGUCCAAUCGAAAGAAAUAAAAAUCAUUUCGAAUGUAGGUCCCUAUAAUAAUGCAAAUGAAAAUGCAAAUCCAAGUGCAAAUGCUAGUACAAAUGCCAGUACAAAUACCGAUGCGAAUGCUAACACGAAUGCUAACUCAAACGCUAAUACAUAUGUCGAUGCGAAUACCAACACGAAUGCUAAUAAAAAUGAUAACUUAAAUGCUAACACAAAUUCUAACUUAAAUGCUAACACAAAUUCUAACUUAAAUGCCAACAAAAAUGUCAACACAAACGCCAACACAAAUGCUAACGCAAAUACCAAUACAAAUGCUAACUCAAAUGCUAACUCAAAUGCUAACUCAAAUUCUAACUCAAAUGCUAACUCAAAUGCCAACACAACUACCAACUCAGAUGCCAACACAAAUGCCAACACAAAUGCCAACACAAAUGCCAACACAAAUGCCAAUACAAAUGCCAACACAGCUACCAACUUAGAUGCAAACACAACGAUAAACAGCCAAGGCGGCUUACAUGCGAAUGACCCAUUAAAUAACCCUUUAUAUUCAACAAGUUCAUUAAAACCUAAAAAUGUGGCACAAUUAAUAAAAGACUUAAUAAAAAACUUAGACAUUGUAAAGUUUGAAAAUAAUGAACCCACUAAUAAAAUAGAUGAAGAAGGAAUUAAAAAACUUAUAGGUAAUUCAUUCCUUGAUCUAAGUGACAAUAUUAUGUUAGUUCGCUUGUUAAUAAAACCACAGGCUGCAAUCCUUUUCAUAAUUCAGUCGUUUGUUAUGAUGACUCCUUCACCCACAAGGGAUGCAAAAACAUUUUGUAAGAAAGCCUUAGUUAACGGACAAUUAAUUGAUAGUACUAAUUUAGGUGUAGAAUCAGAAGAAGAGAACUUAAUCAAUAACUUCGCUAGUAAAUACAAUUUAAUUUAUGAAAAAAUUAAAUUAGAAGAAUUGAGAGAACUAGAACAAAGUAAGAAAACUUUAAAAAGUUCCAAUUCCCAUUUAUCCGCAUUACAAGUUCGAAACACAGAAAAUAAUAAAGAAAGUAAUACAGAGAGUAAUACAGAAAGUAAUACAGAGAGUAAUACAGAAAGUAAUAAACAAAAUAACAACCAAGGGAUGAAUUUUAACAAUAAUUUUAAUCUUAAUAACAGUGCUCCGUUAAUUGCUAUAGUAAGCGACCCAUUAGGGGAGAAAGCAGAUGAUAUAAUAAAAAAUAAUUUAGAUUUGUCUAGUUUGUCAUCUGGUGUUGAACAAACUUUUCAAACUUUAAAUGCAAAUAGUAGAAGUUUUACUGCGAAUGUUUCAUAUGUGGUCCUUCUCUUAUUUUCCUUUUUUUUAUCUUACUUAAUUUAUUAA
Plasmodium malariae is the source of this 2361-nucleotide messenger RNA. RefSeq names its product GPI-anchored micronemal antigen, putative (gene GAMA). The transcript has a single exon. The record is from RefSeq and is a predicted model, not a curated record. NCBI's taxonomy places the organism in Eukaryota, Apicomplexa, Aconoidasida, Haemosporida, Plasmodiidae. The coding region runs from base 1 to 2361 and encodes 786 amino acids.